Abrus precatorius (Indian licorice) is the source of this 1781-nucleotide messenger RNA. RefSeq names its product laccase-7-like. Lineage: Eukaryota; Viridiplantae; Streptophyta; Magnoliopsida; Fabales; Fabaceae. Gene Ontology annotation, molecular function: hydroquinone:oxygen oxidoreductase activity; copper ion binding. The coding region runs from base 1 to 1713 and encodes 570 amino acids. The record is from RefSeq and is a predicted model, not a curated record. The transcript is spliced from 6 exons. Gene Ontology annotation, biological process: lignin catabolic process. Gene Ontology annotation, cellular component: apoplast.
AUGAAGCUUUGCGUGUUUUUGCUAACAUGGGCUCUUUCUCUUCUAGCUUUUUCCUUUGCUUCAGCUGCUACAGUGGAACACACUUUCAAAGUUCAAAACAAGACUAUCAAACGAUUGUGCAAUGCGCAAGUGAUUGUCACAGUUAAUGGACUUUUCCCUGGGCCAAAGAUACAUGUCCGCGAAGGGGACACUGUAAUUGUCCAUCUAUUGAACGAGGGACCCUACAAUAUCACUAUUCAUUGGCAUGGAGUGUUUCAGCUCUUGAGUGCUUGGGCAGAUGGUCCUGAAUAUGUAACUCAAUGCACAAUUAGUCCAAGAAAUAACUAUACCUAUAAAUUCAAUGUGACACGACAAGAGGGAACCUUAUGGUGGCAUGCUCAUGCAUCAGUUUUACGUGCCACAGUUCACGGUGCUUUCAUCAUUCACCCUCGUUCUGGCCAAUUUCCGUUUCCUAAACCCUUCGAGCAAGUUCCUAUUAUACUAGGUGAUUGGUAUAACGGUAAUGUUGUGGACAUUGAGACCCAAGCACUCGCCACCGGUGGUCCUCCAAAAGUAUCUGAUGCCUUCACUAUCAACGGCUUGCCUGGCGAUCUUUUCAAUUGUUCUCAGAAUCAGACAUUCAAGAUGAAGGUGAAGGAGGGAAAAACCUACAUGCUACGAAUGAUCAACGCUGCACUCAAUAACCAUCUAUUCUUCAAGAUAGCAAAUCACAGUUUCACAGUUGUUGCCGUUGAUGCUGCAUACACUGACCACUACAUCACAGACAUCAUCGUUAUCACCCCUGGCCAAACCGUUGAUGUGCUAUUCACCGCAAACCAACCCGCAGGUUCAUACUACAUGGCUGCAUCACCUUACAGCGUCGGUGUGCCUCUUUUCGACAACACGACAACACGUGGCAUUGUCGUUUACGACAGUGCACCAUCAUCAUCAAAUCCUGUGAUGCCAAUUCUACCACCUUUCAACGACACAGCAACGGCUCAUAGAUUCUACAGCAACAUAACUAGCAAGGUGGGGGGCCCACAUUGGGUUCCUGUGCCACGUAAGGUUGAUGAGCACAUGUUCAUUACCGUUGGAUUGAACCUAGAAAGAUGUGAUCCAAAAAAUGCCACCAAUGCCACGUGUCAGGGUCCACUUAAUCAGAGGUUUUCUUCUAGUCUGAACAAUGAGUCCUUUGUGAUCCCUAGGGGUAGAGGAUUAUCCAUGUUGGAAGCAUUCUUUAAGAAUGUGAGAGGAGUGUACACUGCUGAUUUUCCUAAUAACCCUCCAGUUAUGUUUGACUUUACAAAUCCCAAUAUUAGUUUUAAUCCGAACCUUUUAUUUGCACCGAAAUCAACAAAGGCGAAGAAGCUCAAGUUUAAUUCAAAGGUGGAGAUUGUGCUUCAAAAUACAGCAAUUAUUGGUCCACAGAACCAUCCCAUGCACAUUCAUGGUUUUAGUUUUCAUGUUUUGGCACAAGGGUUUGGAAAUUUCAAUGCUACCAUGGAUAUGCCAAAGUUUAAUUUGGUGAAUCCUCAGAUACGCAACACAAUUGGUGUGCCUGUGGGAGGAUGGGCUGUCAUCAGAUUCCAGGCAAACAACCCAGGGGUAUGGUUUGUGCAUUGCCACGUGGAAGAUCAUGUACCAUGGGGACUAGACAUGGCUUUUGAAGUUGAGAAUGGACCAACUCCUUCAACUUCACUCCCUCCACCACCAGUUGAUCUGCCUAAAUGUUAACAAUGCUUCAUUCAGAUGGUACAGCAGUGCCUAUCCGAAAUCAAUGCCCAUUCUUCCACCUUUUUACU